UUAAAAAGUGAAUUAGGAGUAGAAGUGAUAUUUACUCACAGCACAGAAGAAGAAAUUUUUUCUGCUGAAGAUAAAAAAAGUGGAGAAGCUAUAGAAAAGAAUGACGUUGAGUCAAUUAGAAAACUUAUUGAAGAAAGAAAAUUAGGCACAAAUACUUGUGAUGAAUAUGGAAAUACAGCUUUGCAUUAUGCAUCACAAAAUGGUUAUUUAGAAAUUAUAGAUAUUCUGCUUGAGAAUGGAGCAGAAGUCAAUUCUGAAGAAAAAAAUAAACUUACUCCUUUGCACGCAGCAAUAAGUAAUAAUCAUAAAGAGAUUGCUAAAAAACUUCUUGGAAAGGGAGCCAAUCCCAAGGCUCGAGAUUCGUCAGGCAACUCUCCUCUACAUUUUGCUGCCGAGCAAAACAAUUUAGAAUUGUUGAAGUUAGUAGUUGGCCCAGAAGUUGACAUCAAUGACAUUAAUGCCAAGAAUAAAUAUGAUUGGUCGGUGCUUCAUAGUGCUGCUUCCGGAAUAAUUAACAAAAAAGAGAAAGAAAAUUGA
Racocetra persica is the source of this 537-nucleotide messenger RNA. Lineage: Eukaryota; Fungi; Glomeromycota; Glomeromycetes; Diversisporales; Gigasporaceae. The record is from the annotation of a GenBank genome assembly.